Molecule: messenger RNA, 1219 nt
Organism: Rubroshorea leprosula
Lineage: Eukaryota; Viridiplantae; Streptophyta; Magnoliopsida; Malvales; Dipterocarpaceae
Source: the annotation of a GenBank genome assembly
GCUAUAUAAGUUCUCCUCUACAGACUUCAGUGGCAUCGUCUUCUUCGAGCUGUUAAGCAGAAGCUAAGGUCAAAGGAAAAUGGCGAUAACGCUCAACAGUGGAUUCAAGAUGCCGAUUAUCGGUCUCGGCGUGUGGCGUAUGGAAGGGAAAGACGUGAGAGACCUCAUCAUCAACUCCAUCAAGAUCGGUUAUCGCCAUUUCGACUGCGCUGCCGUCUACAGGAAUGAAGCUGAAGUUGGGGAGGCACUAACAGAUGCAUUCCGGACUGGGCUUGUGAAGAGAGAGGAUCUCUUCAUUACCACUAAGGCUAGUUUUGCUUCAAAUUUAGCUGCUUCUCUCUGGAAUUCUGAUCAUGGACAUGUUCUUGAGGCAUGUAAAGACAGCCUUAAGAAGCUUCAGCUGGAAUAUCUGGAUCUGUAUCUCGUUCACUUUCCUGUAGCCACAAAGCACACUGGAGUUGGUAUAACUGACACUGCUUUGGAUGAGGAUGGAGUACUGGACAUUGACACCAGUAUUCCAUUGGAGACUACAUGGCAUUCUAUGGAAGAUCUGGUUUCCAAGGGUUUAGUUCGCAGCAUUGGCAUCAGCAACUAUGACAUCUUUCUAACCAGAGAUUGUUUAGCUUACUCCAAAGUGAAGCCUGCAGUAAAUCAGAUCGAAACCCAUCCCUAUUUCCAACGCGAGUCUCUUGUCAAAUUCUGCCAGAAGCAUGGGAUCUGUGUUACAGCACAUACUCCUUUAGGCGGUUCCACAGCCAACACUGAAUGGUUUGGUUCAGUGUCAUGCUUGGAUGAUCCAAUCCUCCAAGGACUUGCCAAUAAAUAUAAAAAAAGUGUGGCUCAGAUUGUUCUUCGUUGGGGUAUCCAGCGCAACACUGUUAUAAUCCCAAAGACAUCAAAAAAUAAGAGGUUGCAAGAGAAUUUCCAGGUUUUCGACUUUGAACUGACUAAGGAAGACAUGGAGGUUAUUAAAGGUAUUGACAGGAAGUAUCGAACCAACAUCCCUACCAAGCUUUGGGGCAUAGACGUGUAUGCUUAGGUAAGAGUUACCGGUAUCAUUCUGUCUGUAAUAAGAGAAGUGGAGCUAUGGAGAUCUGUCGAGUUUGUUUGAGGGAUGGCGUAUCUGCAUGGGGAGACAUUACCUUAUUUGAGGAAUAAAGAGUUUAGACAUGAACUUUGAUUUGCAAUGGUAUUAUCUUAAUAAAACUUUUUCACAUCU